GUGAACCUUUGUUUUGUCAAGAAGUAUGGCUGCCAUCUUAACUGUCCGAUGGAUGUUUUCCAAAAAGUUCGCGGAUUCUCGUGCUUAUUACACUAUUUAAUAACGUAAAUAAAAGUGAGAGCUCGGGGCAGUAUCCAGCGCGAUGUGACGCAUCUUUCUGUCUAGACAAACCAAGCUGCCCUGCUGCCAGAUCAACCCGAACAUGUUUGUGUUUACAUCCGACCUCUCAGCGAGUCUCUCUGUUCCUGUCAUUAUCAGGCGCACCAGUCCCUCAACAGGUCAAAAAUUUGAAGGUCUAUUCAUUGGGUGCAGGUACCGACAAGGAGAAAGGCCAUUUAAGGGCGAAAGGUCAUAUUUGAAGGUACUGCGAGAAUCCUCACGUUGAUUUCUCGGUCGUUGAAGGUUCAGGGAUGGUUCCUACUACAAACUGCCUCCGACGAUAUAAAAUCCUCAAAUAAUCGACAACGAGAACACAGGAAAAAGCAAUUUGAAGCGCAACCGAACACGGAAAGGAAGACAUCAUCAUUAUCGACUACCAAGCAGAACCGUAACUUCUCGAGCAGAAAAUAUUUUUGAAAAUCCAGUUUAAAAAAGAAGCGACCAGCAAUAAUCCGUAAUCGCGUUGUUGAUCGAUCGAGCGAUCGGUGGCGAGACCCACCACCAAAACUGCAGCCCCGCAAGGCCUCCAAAACGUCGACCCCUGGAAUAAUUAAGUUACCGGGGGCCGGAGCAGACGAGUCGUCGUCGGCUCAGCAGCAGUCGUCGUCGUCGUCGUCGUGCUCGUCGUCCCCCGGGCCAACCGCCGCCUGCGAGCGUAUCAGCAGCAGCAACCCUAGGCAUCGUCUGCAAUGAUGCCGCGACCGCGCGCCAGUCGUCAUCAUCCUCAUCGGCGACGAUGCCGCCGCCCCAAGAAGAACUGGCGACGCUUAGACCGCUCGGCCAACAGCAACCCGGUACACUCAUGCCCAGCAGCCCUAAGCCCGUCAGUCAACAGAGCCUCGCCCACCUGUACGCAGCCCCACAGAAGAUGGCCAGCCUCUACUCCAUCCCCGCGCCCACGGCCAAAAUGCAAGUGCUCGCCGAGGCUGCCAGCCGCGAAGCCGAACACCAGAAGCAGCAACAGCAACAACAACAGGGGCCUCAACUCAUUCGCAGAAUAGCGGUACCCGGCGCGGUAGCUAACAAGUCGACACGCGUACACUCGUUCGCCGUGCAGGUGAACCAUAAGCAACAGCCUCCACAGCUGUCCUUCAAGCCGCUGGGUCCACAGGCGAGCAACGUAGUGAAGAGCAACAAUGUAUCCAGCAUCUCUAAGUUGCAUAACUCCAAUAUCGUGCUCAAACCUCAGCAGCAGCAGCAACUACAGCAACAACAACAGCAGCAGCAACAACCACAGGCAACUGCCGUACGUGGCCAGAGUGCAGCCACCGUGCGAGCACCCGGUCAGCCACAAACGCAGGUUCUCGUCAAAGUUGCUCCGCCUCUCAACGCAACUGGCAAGGUCGGCCAGACGAAGACCACCAAGCUGGUAAAUGCUGUGAAGCAACAACAGCCGGUUAUUCAUCGUCAGGUGAUCAUUCCGCAGUCCAGUUGUAUCAAGGCUGUGCCCCAGAAAAAUAGUGGUUCGCAGCUGCAACCAAAGCCUAACAUCGUCAAACUCAAUGCUGCUGCUGCUGCUACGGCCGCGGCUAAUCUCAAUGCUAUCAAGAAUGUACCGACGACGGUCUCGGUGAUACCGACCCUCAAUGCUUUGCAACCGGUCAAAGCCAACAUCAAGACUCUUCUGCCCCAACAGCCCACUAGCGCUAUUGUCGGCAACGUGGGGGUACUCCACAAGGUAUCUACCCCAGCGUCCAAAAUUAUCCAGCAACAACAGCAGCAGCAACCACAACAGCAGCAACAACCACAACCAGUAAUAUUACCACACAAGCAGGUAAUCAUGUCUACUACAUCAUCUGUGCAGUAUGUCCCACCGGUCAGACCCUUGUCUGGACAGGUCAAGACCAUUAUUCCCGUUGGACUGGUAGAACCUAAGAAAGAAAAUGACAUCAAAGUCGAGGUAAAAACUGAAAUAAAGCAAGAGGACGAUAUAGCAUUGAGUCCUUAUCAAUUGCAUGCCGUUCAAAAGAGAAUGCCACUGCCCUACGAGUGUCUCCAGUUUGUUCUCCAAGAUCACAAUUACGGAGCUCCACCGCCGAGAACACCGCCACCGCCAUCGCCACCCCCGCAUCCUGUUAUCGUGAAACCGACGGCGGCGCCGCCCGUCAAUGGGACACCCAACACAUGCAUACCCGUUCAGCAUCCGUUUGUAUUUAAUCAAGCAGUUGAAAUCGCAGCAGUACCGACUGUACCCCCUGCACCAGUGGAAGAUGACGCAGCAAGUGCCAUAAGCAGUGACAAUGGCCGGGAAGUCGAACCCGAGGGCGAAGAAACCGAAACUGCGCCCGAAGGUGAAGGAGACGAAGAAGACAGUGUUACUCGUUGCGUUUGCGAUUUCGAGCACGACGAUGGUUAUAUGAUUUGCUGUGAUCGAUGCCUUGUUUGGCAGCAUGUCGACUGCAUGGGUAUUGAUCGUGCCAAUAUUCCGGACGAGUACCUGUGCGAGGUUUGUCGGCCACGACGAGUCGAUCGUUCACGCGCACGUGCUUUGCAAAUGCGUAAACGCGAAGAACUUCGUAAUUUGGACUCUGCUUCGGAUUCUUCGUCUUCGAGUUCUGGCGAUUCCGACGCCGGUCACAAUGUACCAGUAAAAACUCGCAAAAUUGCUCAACACUCGGGUGCAAGAAGAAAAAACGAUUCAGCUCCAGUGCGCAGGCUAAACAAUAAUAACAACAAUGUGGCGAAACGGCAAAGAAGGGAAACUCAGCGACAAUCCAGCACGAUAAGAAAUAAACAAAAAGAGACGCCAAUACAACCUGCUAAACAACGACAGACCGGAAAGAGAAAAACUAAAAGACGAACAAGCAUAGAAGACAAAGAUGAAGAUGUACAAGAUGCUUGGGGCUCGAACAUGGCACCGCUGAGACAGUGGAUCGAAAGGUAUGAGGAAGCUGUUACGAAUCACUACAGCCCCGAGCUUAGAGCUAGGAUAUCUAGUAUCAAGGUCAACGGUACACAUAAUGAUCUCAAACAAAGUAACAUCGGCACAGCGGCUACUGGCAAGUGCCGUUUGAACAUCCAGAGUAAUAGUGUUAGAUAUCUGGUAGCGACGACAUAUUUGCCAGCGAACACGCCAGUUGUGGAACUACGUGGCAAAUACAUGCUCAGUACGCAGCACAGGCCGUCACAUCCGCAGGGUCGUCAGCAUGCGCAACGUCCAGGGCCAUUUGUGUUUUUUUAUCGGUUGCCGCGGGACGGCACCGAGGUUUGUGUGGAUACCCGGACUUACGGAAACGACGCUCGUUUCGUCCGACGAAGCUGUCGUCCGAACGCUGAAGUGAAACACUGCAUUGAAAAGGGAAUUUUACAUUUAUACAUUGUGACUACAACAGCCAUUGAGAAGAAUGCUGAGAUAACGAUACGUCAUGACCAACACGACCUCGUACUCUCACCCAACUCUAACUCGUCCGCUAUGCCAAUCAUGUGCGCAUGUAAUAAUCCUAAAGAGUGUCAGAUAACUACUCUUAAUUCCCCACCUACCACCAGGAGAGGGAACAACGGUCCUCUAGCUGAAAAUACCGAUGGCAGAGAACGAAGGCGACGAGGUAGACGAAACACUGCAAGUGAAGAUACUGUUAAUGAAACCGUGUCGUCACCAAACACAACGCCGACGGCAUCAUGCAGUACUACGACAACGGUAUCACAAACAACCUCAACGCCACCAACUCCAACCCAACCGAAUCCAAAGAAAACUGUCACUAUCAAUCCGAAUGUAAUUAUCAGAGAAAGUCCGAGUGCAAGUACAGUGAGCAACGUUAGCAGUGUUGCUAGUAGCAGCAGUAGCACUAGUAAUAGCGCUGCUGUAACUCCCGCGGUUACUCGUCAAGCAGCGAAAGAAGAACAGCAACAAUUGCAGCAGCAACAACAACAACAACAGCAGCAGCAACAGCAGCAGCAACAACAGCAGCAACAACAAGCACAGCAACAACAAGCACAGCAGCAGCAACAACGACAACAAUCACCACCACAGCAGCAACCGGCGGUAAACGUUCAGACAACGCCAAGUACAAGUCAUCAAACGUCUACGAAAGCAACAACGAUACCAGUAACGCCUGUAACUUCGGAGACCAAAAAAGAAAAAAAAAAGAUGACGCGCGAAGAAAGGAAGAUGGAAGCUAUCAUGAAGGCAUUCGAGAGAUUAGAAAAAGCUGAACAAAGAAAACAAGAGGUGCAAGCUCGAAACGCUCAACGUAAGGAUGGACACAGCGACAACGAUGAAAGUGGUGGUCAUGCGUCCAUAAAGUCGAAGCAAAGCAACGUUGACAAGGGACAUUCAAAGCGUAAGCGGCGGAAAGGCAGAACAAGGUCUACCAGCACCUCGCAGCCUCAAGGCGUCACUCGCAGAACCCGAUUGAACUCCGCCGAGUCUGACUUGACUUCGGGCGACGAAUGCAACUCCAUACAGUCUCCACCACUGCCCAACCAAAACUGCUCGUAUUCACUGCGUAUGCAAACCGCUAAAGAGUCGGGUAGGCCCGGUAAUAGUAGCGGGAGCAACGCGCAGCAAAUACCGGCAGCAGCCGAUCUGUUGCUGGCGCUCGCGAAUUCCAACGUGCCGGGCUCAACCUCACCCCAGCAGCGUCCUACACCCGCCAAAAGUCCAACCUGUGACAGCGGAGCAAGCAGCAGCUCGCAGAGCUCAACUCCGUCAACCCCCUUGUCCUCGGCAUGUCUACUGGUGGCCGCGGCCGUUGGUCCCCUUGCCCCAGGCUUCAAGUUCCCCAAAACUAAAAAGGUAUUAAUGAACGAAUGGCUGAAGGAAUCUCCUGAGCCUCAGUGUCAGCCAACCGAGGCUCGAGGCUCCGAGUUUCCAUCCGAGCCGACCUCGGACUUCCUCUCGCAAAACUACGCAGCCAAAAGUCUCGCUACCCUCGUACAGGCAGCACACAGCGUCUCCAACAUCUGCGACUCGCCACCCCAGCGUGGCAAGCAGCAGUCAGCCUCGCAGUCGACCUCGAGCGGCGGCUCUGCCAAGAAGCGCUGGCUCAGGCAAGCCAUCUCCGAGGAGUGCGACUCGCCGAACAGCAGCAGCCGGCCCGAGAGUCCACCCAGCGAGAUGGUCGCUCCUCCCAAGAAGCGACGCAUCGCUCGGGAAAGCCUCUCAUCCGACAACUACACGCCACCAACGACUCCGACCAUGAUGCAACAGGACAGCGGUAGUGCAUCCCAGCAUCGGCCAUCCGUCCACGAGGAUGAUUAUAUGGAACAGUUGCCAUCGCCAAGUACCGAAGAUAUGGGAUCACAAAAUGAGUAUGAUUCAGACCAAAUUAAAGAUGAAAUAAAAGCAAAAUCUACGGAAGAAGUAGACACCAAAAAUGUCAUUAACAAUUCGGCUGCUUAUGAUUCUACUGUCAGGAAGAUUGAAACUAAAUAUCAUUUUAAUUUGAAAUCGACAAAGGAAAUAACAUCAGAGGAAGAUAAAGUUAGAAGUAAAUGUAAAAUGGAAACUAAAUUUUCAUCGCACAGAAAAGCUGAAACUUAUUCGUCUACACCGAAACUUGAAAGAAAACCUGUAAAAGUGGAAGAAAUUAUAGAGCAAGGUACCGUAGAAAUAAUCGAUCAGAAUGAACAAGAUUUGGAAGCCGAUGACUUGAGUUCACCAAUAGCUGCUAUGGAGUCGGAUUCCGAAUUGAAGAAACGGGUAGCAGAAUUAAGAUUGGAGUUCGGUGGAGGUAUGGCGGACUUUGCAAAUAGCAGUGCUGAAACUGAAAAAUCUUUUGAAGAUUUGAAUGAUUCUACCAAGCCAGAAGAAGAUAGGUAUGCUGAUCAAUCGUCUGUUGAUGAAUUUGAUGUUGAGGCUCAGAUGAAAAAGAUCACUGGUGACGAUGGGGACGAUUAUAAAGAAAGAUGCGAUACCAGCUCGGAAAAAGAUAAAAGUGUUGACGGGAUUGAAGGACUAAUGGAAAGUUCGAAAGAGGAUUCAGAGUCAGAUAUAGAUGAUCGGGAUGCAGGUGACUCGAAAGACUGUAGUAACGCUGAUGAAAAAGGCAGUGAACAAGAAAAAACUGUAGUAGAAACUGAAGAAAGAAUUUUUAAAGAGUUUGAAUGUAAAAAGAGGCCCAUGUCACUGGAGGAGGAGUUCGAAGAGAUAAAAAGAUCAGCGAAAUCAGCUGUAGAAGAGGUGAAAAUUCUGCCUCAUUUAGUUGAUAAAGAAUCACUAGACUCGAUAGAAAAGGAAAUAGAAGAACAAUCGGGUUUAAAAAAAAUCGUUUUGCGUUUGGAUAAUGAAUUACUGAAGCCAGAUUUAAAAAUGACACUUACACCUGAAGAGUCCAUGAUGGAAUUAGAUUCUAUGGAACUACCUUCUGAAGAAACCUCUGAAGAACAACCAAAAGUUUUUCCAUCUAUUCCACCGUUGAGUGAAAGAAUUCGUAAAAAAGCAGAUCCUAACCCAACUGCAAAGUCAAAACUAGAUGAAGCGUCGAUUAUUGAAUCUUCACUAGAUUUGGAACUUGUAGAGGAUGGUCAGACCUGCGAAGAGAAAAAAAUUAUGUCUACAGCCUUACGAGAACUGUUAGAGGCUAAGAUUGAAACCGAAAAAGAGCCUGCGCCUCCUGUUGUAAAUAAAAUUAUAUUAGAGAAUAAGGUUAGUCCUCAACCCGAAAUAAACCCAAUGAAAGCUUUAAUUGAGAAACCUGUAGUAGAGCCAUGUACAGUACCACCAGCAUCACCGUCACCGUCACCAUCACCGACACCAUCACCGUCAUCACCACCACCACCACCACCACCACCACCACCACUACCACCACCUACUGUCGAUGAAAUUAAAAAAGAUGUAGUUAUUCCUGUAGCGAAAAAAGAAGAACCUGUACCCCCAGAACCCAAAAGGCUAAAAGAUCCUAGAACGGUUGUGCCAAAUAAAUUAUCGGCGCCGUCGCCAUUAAAAAAUGAGGGCCCACCGCCGAUAAAACGGAAGCUUUCUAUUUCCGAAUACCGAAAACGUAAACAACAGUCGUCAGAGACACCACUGGAGCCCGAAAAUUCUGAAACCUCGACAGAUGGUAAAAAUACAAGUAGGGGUCGAUCUGAUAGUGCUAGUAGUGGCACAUCCUCAUUGAGCUCCGACGAUGAAAGUGCGCCUAAACCAUCUCUUGAACUACCUAGUCUUAACACCUUGCCUCUUUUUACUAAUACUGAAGGAGAAGAGAAAAGGGCAGGUGGCGAGGAUGGAAAGAUCGGUUGGUCCGCUGCACCUACAUUAGUUGAACGACAGCGCGAAAACCUUACAGAGCGAUUAAAACGGGAAUUUGGACUUUUCUUGAAUGACGAUGAAGAAGAAAGAGUUAGGAAACAGGGUUUAAAUAACGAAGGUACCCUGAAAACAGUAGCAGCGGUACCACCUAGUAACACGACAGCUGUUGGCUUUCCUGUCGCGCAAUUACCACCUCAGCCAUAUAUUCCACCUCCAGGAUCGACGUCAGUUCAUUAUACACAAUACCCACCUAAAGCAGCGGGAACAAACGUAGUUCAAUAUCCAAAUUAUUCCGUACCGCCACCUCCGAUCGGUGCAGCAAGUUACCCUCCACCGCCUAUCACUCAACCAGGUCCAACUGGAGUCCAACCAACUGCAACGGGAAGUCAACCAUCGUUUCCACUACCCCAAGCACCACCGGGUUCGAAUCCAUAUCCACCAACGCAACCACAGUUUUCCGCAACCAUAGCGACGACAACGGCAACGCAACCUGUAGUUGUUCCAUCAGUUCCGCCGCCUGUACCGGUUCCACCACCUAGUACUACAAUAUCACGUUUCUCGUCAGCGACAGCCCAGGCUACCGUUCAGCCCGUGCUUACUUAUUCAAUGCCACCGCCACCACCGCCUCAAACGCAAAAGACCUUCUACAAUCAUCCCACGCCAAGGUCUUAAUUUUUAAACACAAAAGCAACGGACGAACAAUUUUAUCUCAACUUUCUAUUUUGCAAUUCCAGUUAGGUGAUUUUAGUUAUAUCUAUAUGCAAUUCAUGCGUAUUCACAUGCAAUCAGCCAUUGGUUAGGCUACGUAAAAUGAAAGUUAUUAGUAGGGCAGUAUUGAAACGUUGACAGAGAAACGUCAAGGCAUUUUCUCAUUCCACUGGAUUUUUUGUUUAGCUAAAGACGAAGCACGAUCAGCGCAAGCUUGAACGGCUCAUCGAUAAUUACGCACUUUUCUUUUUUAAUGAUCAUUGAAGAUCAGAAUUUUCUUUGACAGAUUAUAAAAAAGUAAAUUUAUAGUCGUUUCAUAUACGUGUAAAUAUAUAAUUUUACGUUUUUGCAUAAUGUAGAAUAUAUUCACAGUAAGGUAUCUGUUUUUAACUAAACAAACACUAUAAAGACGUCACUUAACAGUUAAUAUUCUAGAUUACGUAAGAGACCGUCUUAUACAGUCUUGUUCCUUUUUGGUUUUCGUUUUUCCAUUUUUUUUAUUAUUGAAUUCUUUGUUUUUAUACUUUGUCUUCGAGUGUCAGCAAUAAAAGCAAUUAGCAAAUUAACUUACGCUGAAUACUGGAGUUCCAACUAACUUAUAUUAGUGGUUAAACAUUUUGCAAGGUAACAUACCGAUAAAUAUGUUCAACUACAAUCGAUUAUUUAUACGUGAGAACAUUGGUGCUUUCAGAACAUGGUUAAACAUUAAUUUUUCUACGUGUUAAUAUUAGUUCUUUUACGGUUAUCGGUCUCUACGUUACGGAUGCAAUUACCCCGGUUGAUUUAUCGGGUAAAGAUUGUUCUUUUUUUACUUUUUAUAAAUAGAAAUCAUAGUAAAUUACAGUAGUUAGUUUCACUACCGGGUGCGUGAAAAUAAUUUUUUUUAAUAUAAGACGAGCUUACUUGUAGCUCGAAAAUUGUAAGUACAAAUCCAAGUACUCGGUAAAUUAUAUUAUAGAAUUAAAUUAUUGAAGCAUCGUUAUUGCGUGAUUUGUUUUCCAAAAAAUUUUGUUAAAUAACCGACAAAAAUCAGACAAAAAAAGCUCGAUUAAUGUACAAAUGUUUGCAAUAAUUUAUAAAAUGAAUUGCAUUUUCAUCCUAUUUUUUACUUUUGCACACAAAAAAUUGUUAUAAUUGCUUGACGAACGAUUUGAUCUGACAAAUACGAGUAACAAAUGUGCACAGCGCAUAAUGAUGAUAUUAGGUUAAUUAUAAUUGACGUAGUUAGUAAGUUGAAAGCAGUAAUGAAAUAUCUGUAAAUUUGUAAAUAAAUUAUAAUUGAUCGUUUUCAUAAAAUAAAGGUUAAAGGUAGUCGGUAAAAUUGUUGCGAUGCAGCAGUUGGAAAAAUGGCCUCUUCUAUGAUGGACAGAAAGCGCUCGAAAAAGCUUUAAACAUGCGAUCACAUGAGAUCUUUCUAUUGCGAUAAUUCUAGUGAAAUAACAAUAACAUUCAUAGAUUAGUAUAGUUGAAUAAGUAGACUGUCGAGGCUUAUCUGAAUUCGGCAAAGGCAGUAUUUCCGCGACAGUAUUUCUCUCGGCUAGAAAAGAGGAUCAGGAUAUUUUUAUACGUCGUACGCGUAUGACUUAUUUUUUCGUAAAAUAUUUCCGGAAACUGAGAAUAAGACCAUAAUUUUUAAGUAGCCUCCUGAACUUUCAUCUCUGACCGUCGUCGGCAAAACAAAAACACAUGUAAAUAAAUAAUGUAUUUAAGAUAGUGCUGACGAGUUAUAGAACAAUUUCAUUAUCGGGACAAGCCAAAGUUAAACAGUAAAUAGCGAAAGUUUCCUUCGAAUUUCGUUGUAUUUUAUGUUUAGGAUCGCGCAUAGAGUUAAAUUUUUCAAUAAAUGUUGUGUUAUAUUGACAUUUACUUUCAGAGACGAUUACUUGAAAUUUUUGAAUUUGUGACGAAGCUUAUUCUAAUUACUUUUAUAUGCAAAAGUUUUACGACGAUUUUUUCAAUCGAAUCAUUUUCACAAGACAACAAAGAAAAAUUUCACUGUUUAACAUUGGUUAGUCUCUUUAAUUCAGACACUCUUCUAAUUGUAAUCACAAAUUUCUCUCACACAUUGUACAAUUUUUCGUCUACCCAGUGAACGAAUUUGCCGUGACAUCUUGUGAAUAUUAACGCGCUGUAAAUGUUAUAUAUAUAAGUAAAUAAUUUCUUAGCGCGGAUAAAAAAGGAACAUAAGAAUGAACACGAGAGAGAAAUAUAGGACUAGAAGACAAACGUCCUUGUGAACUUAAUAUGAAAACAAAUUUUCUCUUUUCUUACUGUAAAUAUAGAUUUAAGCAGAUCCGUUUGUCAGCUCUAUAAAUACAUCUCAUAGUAAUAUAAAUAUAUAAAUAAACAUAUAAAUAUAUAAAUAAAUAAAUAUAUAUAUAUGUAUACUUGCGUAUAUAGUUAGAAGGUAACUCCAGAUAACAUAAUUUUUUAUUUGUAUUUUGCUGUUAUAUGUAUGUGCCUAGAUAUAGCAAUGUUACAUCACUUAUACGCAUUGUAUCAUAAUUUAAUCCGUACUAUAUUAUAUUAUAAAUGCUAUAGAUAAAUAUUAAUUAAUAUGGAUUGUAUGUAUCGGGCUCUCAACCAUCAAACAUUGAUAUAUACAUAUAAUUAUAGCAACACUUUAUGUAAAGAGCUAAAUAUUUAGGCGUAAAUGAAAUUUAAUAAAUCGAAUACAA
Molecule: messenger RNA, 10737 nt
Organism: Phymastichus coffea
Lineage: Eukaryota; Metazoa; Arthropoda; Insecta; Hymenoptera; Eulophidae
Gene: upSET
Product: protein piccolo
Exons: 14
Coding region: 896-8023 (2375 amino acids)
Molecular function (GO): protein binding
Source: RefSeq, a predicted model, not a curated record